AUGCGUGCUUUUCGGAAACAGUUUUCUUCGAAGAAUGAUUGGGUAUCUUCGUUAGCUGUAAAUUCACCCACGCCUGAAGCUUCGGAUCCUUCAAUAACGUCUCCUCGAAAAAAAGUCGUCUUCGAGCAAUAUGUAAAACUUCUUUGA
Messenger RNA from Paraglomus occultum, 147 nucleotides. Lineage: Eukaryota; Fungi; Glomeromycota; Glomeromycetes; Paraglomerales; Paraglomeraceae. The record is from the annotation of a GenBank genome assembly.